Bradysia coprophila is the source of this 859-nucleotide messenger RNA. RefSeq names its product pfs47 receptor-like. The record is from RefSeq and is a predicted model, not a curated record. NCBI's taxonomy places the organism in Eukaryota, Metazoa, Arthropoda, Insecta, Diptera, Sciaridae.
UGAAAUUAAGCACAUUCGAUGGUAAAUGUUUUAGUUCAAUUUCUUCAUUCUGAUAAUUUACAUCGGAAGAGGUGUGAGUAAAAUUCAAAUUUAUCGAAAAACUAAUUGUCGCUUUACGUCGAAAAUAAAAUGGGAGAUUCACCGCCAAAAUAUGGAUUUCUGCCGAGUGUGUAUAGCUCAGACCCAGACAAAUAUUCUGGGUUUGCCUUGUCGUAUGGAAUGCCGAUUCCAUAUCAAGAACCAUUACAAUCCCCUACACCAGAGUCACUACCAACCACUCCAUACCCAUUAGUGAAUCCUUUUCAGAAUUUAACAACUGAAACCGAAUCGAAUGAGCCUUUAGAUAUUGGGGCUCCUAGAACUUUUACCGGCGGAUAUUCAUGGCAAAUUAUUGGACCCGAAUCCAGUUUUCCCUAUACGUCUGCAGUUCGUGCCGGCCGCGAUGCAGACGGUUCGCCGAUAUUUGUUGGUCGUGCAUUCCAUGAAGGAGACAUGGUCCCCGCCAAAGUUCAUCCGGAUAAACGUAUUGCAUACAUCAGCUAUCAGGGAGAGGAGAUAGCGAAAGACGAAUACGAAGUAUUACGUUCCGGUGAAUUUGUAUGGGAGUUUGCUUGCAACGGUGAGAUUCCGAUUGGUGCAAUUGUAAUUGGUAAAACUGCUGAUGGCGAAGAUCUAUAUUCAGCACGAUGCUUAUAUCGAGGAACGCAAACGCCCGGAAAGUUGCAUCCAUCUCACGGCUGCUUAUAUAUUCCGUUUGGUGGCGAAGAAGUUGCGAUUCAAGAGUACGAAGUUUUGGUAUUGAAAUAAAUUUUGGGAUUGAGUUCGAGUUGGGAUUAAUAAAGAAAAUUUGUGCCAUCAA